Molecule: messenger RNA, 597 nt
Organism: Scutellospora calospora
Lineage: Eukaryota; Fungi; Glomeromycota; Glomeromycetes; Diversisporales; Gigasporaceae
Source: the annotation of a GenBank genome assembly
AUGGAAGCAGCAAAAGCAGUUACAAAUAUGGUUGAUGGUGGUCCUUGGCUUGCGAGGUGUAUCAGAAGGUGGGCGAAUAAAUGUAUGAAAAAGGAAUUAAUUGAACCAGACCUUCGAGGUAGAUUCCCGUCAAAAAGUUUUCUUCAUGAUGAGUUGGUUUCCAUCCAGUUGGCAGCCUAUUUACGUUCUCAAAAGUUUAAAGUAGACCCUAUCAUGGUCAAGGACUACUUUGAACAAAAUAUUCUUCCCCAGCUAAACAUCGAAUCUGUUCAAAAGAUUUCAGUCCGAACUUGCCGUCGAUGGAUGCAUAAACUUGGUUUUAGGUAUCAACGUUACCAAAAAGGUACAUAUGUAGAUGGUCACGAAUGCCCAGAUGUUGUCGAAUAUCGUCAAAAAUUUCUUGAAGAGGAGCACGUAUGGGUGACUCACGACGAAACUACUUUUUAUGUUUAUGAUGGGCCGCAUUCUGUAUGGGGUCUGGGAAAAGAGCAACCAUUGCGAAAAAAAGGGUUGGGUUCUGCUGUAUAUGUGAGCGACUUUAUAACAGAAACCAUAGGGUCACUUAAAGACGAACAAGAAGAAGCGCGCGUAAUGAUG